Molecule: messenger RNA, 2028 nt
Organism: Engraulis encrasicolus (European anchovy)
Lineage: Eukaryota; Metazoa; Chordata; Actinopteri; Clupeiformes; Engraulidae
Gene: cltb
Product: clathrin, light chain B
Exons: 6
Coding region: 276-1001 (241 amino acids)
Biological process (GO): clathrin-dependent endocytosis; intracellular protein transport
Cellular component (GO): clathrin coat of coated pit; postsynaptic endocytic zone cytoplasmic component; clathrin coat of trans-Golgi network vesicle
Molecular function (GO): structural molecule activity; clathrin heavy chain binding
Source: RefSeq, a predicted model, not a curated record
UUCAGUUCAGUUCGUCUACUUUGAUAAGAACUCCAUCAAAUAGCUUAGAAACGGCUAGUGACAACGACUGCAUGCAUAAGGUCACAAUUUUACGGAGUGUGUUCCAGUAAAAAUAGUUGUCAUUUGUUGGAGGAGGGCUGCAGCUGUCAGGAUAUCUAAGCAUCAGCACCUAAUUGCGGAACUGAAACUUGUAACAGCCAGCUCAGCAGCGAUACAUCCACGUAUUCCAUACGCUACAGUAGCUAGCAACUAGUCCUAGCCAGUGCAUCGAAAAAAUGGCAGACGAUUUUGGGUUUGAAUCUCCUGACAAUGGUGUUCACCUCGUUGAAGAAGAUCCCGCAGCAGCUUUUCUUGCUCAACAAGAAAGCGAAAUAGCUGGAAUCGAGAAUGACGCAGAAGAGGGAUUCGGGGAGCUGGAAGAGGCCGAACCGCCUCAGCAAGAACCAGAACCAGAAGAAGAGGAAGAAGAAGAAGCUGAAGCUGAGGCUGAAGCAGUGGAAGAAGAACAGUCUGCCCCUGAAAUACACUAUGAUGCCUUUGAGGACGCCCCACCCGCAGUAAACGGAGACAUGUUCCAGGAAACAAAUGGUCCCUCUGAAGGCUAUGCAGCCAUCGCCCAAGUUGACCAGUUGCGACAAGAACCUGAAAGUCUGCGCAAGUGGAGGGAGGAACAGAAGGAUCGGCUGGAGCAAUUGGAUGCAGCAUCCAAAGCUGCCGAGGCUGAAUGGAAAGAAAAGGCCAGGAAAGAGCUAGAGGACUGGCAUCACCAUCAAACAGAACAGCUGGAAAAGAACAAGGCCAACAACAGACUUUGUCCAAGUUUAGAACGGGCAUCUGAAGAGGCCUUCCUGAAGGAGUGUGGCGAGGAUAGCCCAGGCUCAGAGUGGGAGAAAGUGGCCCGACUUUGCGACUUCAACCCCAAAACCAACAAGACAUCCAAGGACGUGUCCCGCAUGCGCUCCGUCCUCAUUUCCCUCAAACAGACACCCCUGGUGCGCUAAAGCCUAGAGGCCAUUUUCUUUUCUGCGUGCGUGUGAGUGGUUGGCUGGUGAUGUCCCUUUGCCUCUGCUUUGUUGCACUUUAUUAUUUUUACAACUUGGUGGGAAUGCCGAUUUACAAUGUUCAUUUCAAAAAUAGCACAUUGUAUACUGUUUUAUGUCCACUCCUAAUAUAGCCUGUACCUCUCUCUGCCUUAUGAAGAUGCCUUUUCCCCCUUUUAUGAGGGUGUAUGUCUGUAAUAAUCAUGUAACCUAAAUGGGGCUUUGGUUAAGUCAUUGGUUGAAAGCCUUGAAGUUUGUGCUUGAUUCUGAAGGCAUAAUUUUCGGUUUUGUUUUCAUUUAAUGAAGGAGCCGUGGGCAUUAUAUACACGUUAUUAGAUCAUUUGGUGUUGUUUUCCACUAGCUUUGCUUAUAUUCUUUACAUGUGCAUCCAUUUCAAUUAGAUAGAAGUUGCUCCUAAAUGCAGGACAUGGAAACAUUUAACCCUUAAACAUUUGCUACUUUUAUAUCCUUGUCAGGUCAGUAUGAUGGGUGUUAAUGGCAUUGUACAGUUCAAGUUGUUUCACUGUUCAGUUUCCAAUCAGGCAGAUCACCUGUUUGUAGGUUAUGAAAACUUGUAACUUCUGUCCUAGUAAACUGCACUGCACUCCUCCUCAGCAGUAACAGCACUGAUCAUUACACACCAGAACACUAUCUUUGAGGCCUUCUGAUGCUCAGCUUUGAGUGAUUACUCGGACAAAAGAUGGUUUGCACAAGCUCCUCAGUUCAUUGACUGCCAAAGAACUUAUCUAAAUUACAUGCAUGACAGCACUGCAGGGAAUGUCUAAAAAUGAGGCCUUUGUCACAGUACCCAUAAUUGUGCUAUAUGGGCUACCAUUCUUACAAGGUGUUUUGUACCAAGAUGGAGCCACACAUUCACACGCCUCAUUUUCCCCUACCUACCCUCAUCUAUAUGCCUUUCAAGGAAUGUUACAGCUCUUGAUAGUUCCAUCAAAACACAAAUGAUUCAAUAAAGCAUUGGUCGAACUAA